AUGACUGAGAACUCUACAGCAUCCACAGUGGAAAUCGCUCGAGCUGUUGAUCAAGUUUGUUCUCCUUUAUAUGCACAAUUGUUUCAAAAAGUGGCUAAAGAACAGCCUCAUAAUCUUUCAAACGAACAGCGUACUGUACUCGUGUAUUAUCCAAACGAGAUCACUUGGUACCAAGGAGAUAAACGUCAAGAAAUAAUUGAACGAAUUCGACGUACUCAUCUCAAAUGGUUCAAUAGUUGGUUAAGUAAACAAUAUACUGGCUUGCCACCGUAUUUCAAAUGGAGUUUAGUUAUGAAUGAUCUCAUGCUACAUGCGACUAACUUAUUCUUUCGAGUGGAUCUCGAUGAUGUUAUUACUAGCAAUGAAACGCGUCGUGCUUUUCGACAAAUCACAAAUACUAUCAAAUGUAUUUUGCUGAACAUCAGCAAAUCGAAUCCGAUAACCAUCGAUACAACUGCUAUACCUGUUGUUCGAGAGCUUCUUUUAAUUCUUUUCUAUUUUACUUUGGAUAGUAAACUUGCUAUUUAUCUUAAAAAUCUUCAGUUAGUCGAUCUCAUGAAUGCACUUAUACAAACAUCAAAUAAUGAUGAUGAAAUUCAUUUGCAAGCCUAUCGAGUUCUAGCAGUUAUUAUGGCAGAAGCAGAUAUAAAACAACUGCAGAAUUCAAGUAGAAUUACUAUUGUUUUUAUUACUUUUAUUAAGGAUGCUAUUGAUGGUGGCGUUCCCUAUGAAGCUCGCUUACACAAUAGUCUUCGAAGUCUCAAAGUAUUAACACAGCAUGAUCAAAUUCGUGAAGAAUUAAUCAAACACGAAGGUCACUAUCUUUUUCUUCGAUGUGCUCUCGAAGAUCAAUUCAAUCCACUCAAAGCAAAACUUCCUGCACUUCAAAUUCUUCUUGCAUUAGCUUUCAACAAAGACUUUGCUGCUAUACUCAAAGGCAACGACAUUUUUAUGAAUCAUGUUCGAACAUUGACUUCAUCACCACAACAAGAUCUACAAUUAGUAUCUACUGCAUUGAUAUGGAAAUUAGAAAAAGAAUCAGAAACAACAGUCAAAACAGUUCAAGAACAAUCUUCUUCAAUUUCUUCAUCGACGAUAAUCAAAAAACAAUAUGAUAUUAUGAUAAGUUAUUCACAUAAUGAUAAAGAACUUUGUCAUCGAAUUCUAAAUUCUCUUGAGAAAGAUCAAUUACGUGUUUGGAUUGAUUCUCGAUUGAUGCAUGGUGCUACAUUUGAUGCUAUGGCUAAAGCUAUUGAAAAUGCAGAAUUUGUACUUGUUUGUAUGUCUGAUGCUUACAAACAGAGUCCUUUUUGUGAAAUGGAAGCUAGUUAUGCAGUUAAACGUCGUUGUCAUAUUAUUCCAAUAGUGAUGACAACCAACUAUAAAGCUGAUGGAUGGCUUGGAGUAUUAACUUCAGCACUUAUUUAUGUUGAUUUUCCAAAGCUUGGUUUUGAUAAAGCUUAUCAAGAACUUAAGAAACAGAUUGGCCUAUUUCGAAUGAAUAAUUCAAAUUCAACACUUAUUGAACAAGAUCAAGUUCAGCAUAAUCCAAGUUAUUUAGUGGAUAAUACACCGAAAACAAUUCCGAGUGUUGAAAAUAAUAAAGAACUACAUCCAGUUGUGGAAUAUCCACAUUGUAUCGAUAUGUGGACUAAAGAUCAUGUCAAAUCGUUUCUUCUUGAUAAAGAACUUAGUAUUCUUCUACUAGCUUUCGAAGGGAUGAACGGUCAUUUACUGCAUAAAGUUUAUGAUAUGUGCCAAGCAGGCCAACAAGCUAUGUUUUCUUCAUUAAAAGAAGACGUUGCUAGAUCUCAACUAACUUUGGCACUCAGUUUGAAGGACUACCUUACUUUUCUCGAAGAAAUUAAAGUCUACAUACCAUAUAAAACUGACGAUAAAUUAAAUCCAACAUCAGUUAUUUGUAAUCUCAUGUAA
Rotaria sp. Silwood2 is the source of this 1935-nucleotide messenger RNA. The record is from the annotation of a GenBank genome assembly. Lineage: Eukaryota; Metazoa; Rotifera; Eurotatoria; Philodinida; Philodinidae.